GUUGGACACUGCGGACUCUGAGCAAUGGCCGCGUCUGGGGACCCUGGGAGGCAGUGGCAGGAGGAGGUGGCGGAGGCGGCGGUGGUGGUGGUGGGCUCCUGCAUGACCGACCUGGUCAGCCUUACUUCUCGUCUGCCAAAAACUGGAGAAACCAUCCAUGGACAUAAGUUUUUUAUUGGCUUUGGAGGGAAAGGUGCCAACCAGUGUGUCCAAGCUGCUAGGCUCGGAGCAAAGACAUCCAUGGUAUGCAAGGUUGGCAAAGAUUCCUUUGGCAAUGAUUAUAUAGAAAACUUAAAACAGAAUGAUAUUUCUACAGAAUUUACAUAUCAGACUAAAGAUGCUGCGACAGGAGCUGCUUCUAUCAUUGUCGAUAAUGAAGGCCAGAAUAUCAUCGUUAUAGUAGCUGGAGCAAAUUUACUUUUGAAUACAGAAGACCUGAGGGAAGCAGCCAGUGCCAUUAGCAGAGCCAAAGUAAUGAUCUGCCAGCUAGAAGUAACUCCUGCAACUUCUUUGGAAGCCCUGAGAAUAGCCCACAGCAAUGGAGUGAAAACAUUGUUCAAUCCAGCGCCUGCCAUUGCUGACCUGGACCCUGAAUUCUACACCCUCUCAGAUGUGUUCUGCUGCAAUGAAAGUGAGGCUGAGAUUCUGACCGGCCUUGAGGUCGGCAGCCCCACAGAAGCUGGGAAGGCUGCGUUGGUGCUCCUGGAAAGGGGCUGCCAGGUCGUAAUCAUCACCUUAGGUGCUGAAGGAUGUGUGAUGCUGUCACAGACAGAACCUGUCCCAAAGCACAUUCCCACGGAGAAAGUCAAGGCUGUGGAUACUACGGGUGCUGGUGACAGUUUUGUGGGAGCUUUGGCCUUCUACCUGGCUUACUACUCAAAUCUAUCCUUGGAAGAAAUGCUCAAGAGAUCUAAUUUCAUCGCAGCGACUCCACAAAAUUCUUUUUAAAGUAAAGACUCAUGAGAAUACAGAGGGUGGAAAUGAGGACAUCGAUGGACAAGAUUGAGUUCAGUAAUUUGGGCUGGAAAGGACUUCCCUGCUGGUCCAAUGGCUAGGACUCUGCUCUUCCAGUGCAGGGGGGCUCAGGUUUGAUCCCUGGUCAGGGAAUUAGAUCCCAUAUGCCCUAACUAAAGAUCUUGCAGCCGAAAUGAAGAUAGAAUAUCCUGUGUGCCACGUGACAGCCAAAUAAAUAAAUAUUUUUUAGAAGAAAAAAAGUGGCUGGGAGAACGGUAACAGAGUCGCCAGAAUAGAGGAAACUAAGACUUAAAGGACCUGGAGAGGAACUGAUGGUGAUGAGUGAGCAGACUCUCCCCACAGAGGCCAGAGAGGCAGGGGUCUUAGAGGCAGCAGGUUCUGCAAGAAGCAAGUUUGAAUCAUGGGAUUAGACUCUAGGGAACUGGCUAGAAGAGAUCUAUGAAGAAAUUACAACUCUAGAUACCCUUCCAUCACACGGUCAGGAACCAUGCCCCUACCAGAGAGUGGAGGUUUCUCUAGAGAAAUUGAAUCAGAGCAUCCCCAAAUUCCGGGAUUCCAGCAAGAAAAAGGGCAGAUGUCUGAUUAAGUGUCAGUUCACAUGAUAAUAGUAGGGCCCUCCACCAGACUCCUUCCCAGAAAGGAACUUUCAGGCAUAUGUCCCCGGGGAUAGAAGAUUCACUGGAAAAAAAUUUACCUGCCCCCGAGAGAAAUCCUCAAAGUGUUGGCUUUUCAUGGUUUCCCAAUGAAAUGGCCUGAGGAUGAAGCCCACCAGUCAAAUCCUUGCCCACACACACAGCUGUCAAUCACACUGAUGCUCACUGUUACAUAGGAAUGGACAGCCUGAAAUCACCAGAAAUCUACACAAAGUAUCCCACAUGAAAGUGAAAGAGACUAAAGCAAACAAACAUUAAAAUAAAACAGGAACUCAGAAGAAAUAGAGAUAAUUUAAGAAAAUGAUUUUUGAAUUUUAGAAGUUUAUGUAUAUAUUUAGUCACCUCAGAGAGCUAAAAGAAGAUACACAUCCAUGAAAAAGAAUUGUUGAGUUGUUCAGUUGUGGCCAACUCUUUUGCGACCCCAUGAACUGUAGCCUGCCAGGCUCCUCUGUCCAUGGGAUUUUCCAGGCAAAAAUAUUGGAAUCAGUUGCCAUUUCCUCCUCCAGGGGAUCUUCCCCUCCAAGGGAUCAAACCCAAGUCUCCAGGUCUCCUGCACUGCAGACAAAUCCUUUAACACUGAGCCACUGGGGAAGCCAUGGUGUAAAAAAAGGAAUAAUCAGAGAAUGAGCAAGAGCAAUUAGGAAUUUUAAACAGAUAGCUAAAACUAAAAAUUAAACAAAAGAGUAGGAAAAUAAACUUGAAGAUAUCUCCUAGAAAGUAGAAUAGAAAGACAGAUGAAAAUGAGGAGAGAAAGAGUAUUAGAGGAUUAUUCAAGUUCUGACAUCUGUAUGCAGUUUCAGGAAAGAGAAAGCAAAGAAUAGUAAGUUAUUUUAAAAAUAAUAACAAUGUAAGAAAAUUUCCCAUUAGUGAAAGAGAUAGACAUCCAAAUUGAAAACACCCACUGAAUGUCCAGUAGAAUAUAGGGAAAAUACCAAGGCAAUAACUUGAAUUUCAGAAUGCCCAGAUAAAAGAAAGAAAUCAUAACGUCUAGAGAGAAAAAUCAGAUUGUAUGUGAAGGAGUAAAAAGCUGGGGCGUCAGAUACCUCAACAGUGGUACAAGAUACUGGAGGAUAGUAGUGUUGGGAACCCAAAGUUCUGAGUGAAAACUAUUUUAAUCCCAGAAUUCUAUACUUAUCCAAAUAAAGGCUAUGUGUAAGUGUGGAACAAGGAUAUUUUCAGAUAUGUAAGAACUCAAAAAUUUUACCUCCCACAUACCUUUUCUUAGGAAGAUAGUGAAGGGUGUGAUUCAGUGAAAUGCAAGACUAAGCCAAGAAGGAGGAACAAAGAAAUUCCAGAAAACAGAAGAACAAUUCAAAGGAGAAGACUGAUAAAAGGAAGUCCUAAGAUGACACCUGAGCCCCGGGUAGAGAAAAACCCAUUCAAACUGAAGCAGGAAAACAGAGGAUUUGAGGGGUGGGGCAGUGGAGAGAGAACAGUGAUAGAUUAUUUGAUACAUUUAUUUAUUUGAGGGGAAAAACAUUGUUAGAUAUUUAACAGAUACAUAAAGAACAUUUUUUCAUACUGUUCAUGGGGUUCUCAAGGCAAGAAUACUGAAGUGGUUUGCCAUUCCCUUCUCCAGUGGACAGUAUGAAAAGGCAAAAAGAUAGGACACUGAGAGAUGAACUCCCCAGGUCGGUAGGUGCCCAAUAUGCUACUGGAGAUCAGUGGAGAAUUAACUCCAGAAAGAAUGAAGAGAUGGAGCCAAAGCAAAAACAACACCCCGUUGUAGAUGUCACGGGUGAUGGAAGUAAAGUCUGAUGCUGUAAAGAGCAAUAUUACAUAGGAACCUGGAAUGUUAGGUACAUGAAUCAAGGCAAAUUGGAAGUGGUCAAACAGGAGAUGGCAAGAGUGAACAUCGACAUUUUAGGAAUCAGUGAACUAAAAUGGACUGGAAUGGGCGAAUUUAACUCAGAUGACCAUUAUAUCUACUACUGUCAGCAAGAAUCCCUUAGAAGAAAUGGAGUAGCCCUCAUAGUCAACAAAAGAGUCUGAAAUGCAGUACUUGGGUGCAAUCUCAAAAACGACAGAAUGAUCCCUGUUCACUUCCAAGGCAAACCAUUCAAUAUCACAGUAAACCAAGUCUAUGCCCUGACCAGUAAUGCUGAAGAAGCUGAAGUUGAAUGGUUCUAUGAAGACCUACAAGACCUUCUAGAACUAACACCCAAAAAAGAUGUCCUUUUCAUUAUAGGGGACUGGAAUGCAAAAGUAGGAAGUCAAGAAAUACCUGGAGCAACAGGCAAACUUGGCCUUGGAGUACAGAAUGAAGCAGAGCAAAGGUUAAUAGAGUUUUGUCAAGAGAACACAUUGGUCACAGCAAACACCCUCUUCCAGCAACACAAGAGAAGACUCUACACAUGGGCAUCACCUCAGUACUGAAUCAGACUGAUUAUAUUCUUUGCAGCCAAAGAUAGAGAAGCCCUAUACAGUCAGCAAAAACAAGACUGGCAGCUGACUGUGGCUCAGAUCAUGAACUCCUUAUUGCCAAAUUCAGACUUAAAUUGAAGAAAGUAGGGA
Molecule: messenger RNA, 4142 nt
Organism: Dama dama (fallow deer)
Lineage: Eukaryota; Metazoa; Chordata; Mammalia; Artiodactyla; Cervidae
Gene: RBKS
Product: ribokinase
Exons: 9
Coding region: 25-948 (307 amino acids)
Biological process (GO): D-ribose metabolic process
Molecular function (GO): ribokinase activity
Source: RefSeq, a predicted model, not a curated record